GUUUUUAGUGCGGUUGCGCCACGCACACGCUCGCCUGCGCCCGCGCCACAGAAAUAACGUGGAAUAUCGGUCACACACUGAGCGCGGAAUGAACGCAUCGGUUUAAUUGCCGGCCGGCGCAGCACUAUCGUGCUGGACGCUGAACGCGCCGCGCGCCGCGCUUCCGCUCGACAUUUAAAAUUCGGGAGAAAAAGCGCGCGAACGCGACGCGCGCUAUUCCGACGCGGGAAUUCCAAUUUUAAAGUUUUGUUUUGUUGUUGCCAAUGUCAAGUGUUUUGUUAAUUUUUUUUUCAACGAGUCUUUAAUAAUACUCAAUAUUAAAAAAACAUAAAAAAAAAUAAGCAAAAAUAUUGUCGCUAUCGCAAAGGUCACUGGAUGAGUUCGUCGAUGUAUAAUUAGGAAGAAACGCGAUAAGCAAUCGCGGUCGAGUGCAAAUGUCGCCGAUAUGAUGCGCUAGAGCGGCGGCGUGCGCGGGCGGCUCCGCGUGCACUGUUCGAUCAUCGCAGCGGCUCGAGUACAAUGGAGACGUCAGCCGCGCUCCUUUCGCGGAAUCCCGCGCGUUGAAUCACACACCGGUUAUCGUGUUUUGAACGGUGAACGGCGUGAUGUCGUGUGAGGUCGCAAGUUGGAUUCCGAACGCGGUGGCGGCGACACUGCGCGCGGAACGCUCCGCGCCCUGCGUAGUCGAGUGGCUCACGCUUCUGCGAGCCUCGAUAGAAGAGUACGACCCGCUGGUGACGGUGCGCCCGCCCUCGCCGGACGAGGAGAGCUGCGGCCGCGACACACCGGACAGUGCGUUCGAUGAAAUCCUCUCACAGCUUGGCAAAGAGAUCUUCAAACUCGACGAAUAUCAAAGAAACCUCGUGCCGGCGGAGAAAGAAGUGUCGCUCAGCAUUCUGAACAUAUUCGACGAGUGCCUGGAACACAUGACGGACACGCCGCGCGACACGCGCCAGGACGCCGGCGACGAGUGCAGUGACUGUGAAUCCACCCUAUCGGACGUCUCGUUCGUGACGAGCACACCCGCCAGGAGUGUGAGAGUGACAAGUGACAUAAACAAUAUAUUCGAUAAGGGCGACGGCACACCGGUGCCGCCGAGACGGACCAAGCUCAAGACACCGUCGACGUCGUCGUCGAUAUACGAUAACAUGGAGGUGAGCGGUGACGUGUGUGUGCAAGUGGCUCAGCGGCGGGAGUCGGACAGCGACUCGGCCAGCACGUGCUGGAGCUACAAGGAGUGCAGUGUGGACGCGGAACCGGAGAAGGAGCCGUACGCGGCGGUGUGGUCGCACUCGACCGGCUUCCACAACUCGGACGAGAUAUUACGCCGCGUGUUGUCACAACACCACGCGACCAUAUCGAGACUGUCGUUCGACACGGCGAGCGACUUCGAAACGGCCCGGUACAGUGUGUACGCAAUGCACGAGGUGGGAGACAGGUGCGCGGACGGGCCAGUCGCCGCGAUGACGCCCGACCGGCCGACCGACGACGGGUACGAGCUCGUGCGCGACGCGAUCACCGACGAGAACAUAUACGAGGAGAUCGACUACGGCUGCAGCUACACGGACGAGGGCUGCUCCUGCGGCACCAGCGUCGAGGUGGAGAGCUGCUCCAUCAGCGCCAGCUCCGAGGGCGUCGACCGGGACAGCCCGCUCUACGCCAAUCUCCGGGAUCACGACGCGUACGCGAUCCCGGCUGACGUCAUAUACUGGAAGAAUCUGCUCCUGGACCCAUUCUACAACGACGACGAGGAGGAUGAAUGGAUAACCCCAGAAGAAUGCGCGGUUUACACGCGAGAGCAGCGGCCGCCGCUGGUGAUACCUCGGAUCACGCAGUACAACAGGGUCCCGAGACGGCUGCAGAUUGCCCAACCUUAUCUAGAGGAGAAUAUAAAAGAGGGUGCGUCGAUGAAGAGCUCGGUGCAGCAAUACGAGCGGCUCCAGAACUGGAGCCCCACCUCCGAGCGCAGCCGGGCUGACAUAGAGCGCAGCUUCAACAAGGCCAACUCUGACAGCCCGCCGUUCCCCAGGAUCGACAAGCGGCUGGGAGGUUCCACCGAGAACCUGCUCCUGGCGAAUGUGAACCGGUCGAAUCGCCUCCAAAUCCCGGCCUCUUCGUCCGGGGACAGCCUGGAUGUGGAGAUCCGGGAUCGGGAGCUGCCGUACGCGCGCAGCAGGAAGUCCAGGUCAAUGGUCGCGCCGAAGCACCGGAUGCGGUCACCCAUACCGGCGCCGCGGCAUCAGCUUAUAACCGAGGCUCCCGUAAUUAAGGAGGGCCUCGUGAAGCGAACGAAGUACUUCGACGGCAACAAGAAGAGCAAGAAGAACUGGACGGACUGCUAUAUGGUGCUAACUACCACCAGGCUCCACUUCUACAAGGACCAGAGGACUUACCAGUCGACGAAGGGCGCGGAGCUGACGCUGACGCUCAACAACGCGCGCGUGUUGCAGUGCGGCCCGAUGCACACCCGCAGACAUACUCGUUCUCUUGUCUUGAACGUGGGUUUCGACCAGUACUUGAUACAGGAUGAGACGGAAGAAGGUGCCAGGACGUGGUUUCAGGCGAUAUGGAACGUUAUAUACGCACUGUACCCGAACAUGGGCGACUCCCUCAUGCAGCAGCAGAGGAGCAACACCGACCUCGAGAGCCUCGGCCGCACGCCGCCCUCCGCGCGACACGCCUACAGGAACAAACAGAAAGCUGGCGGCAGUAGCAACGAGGAUUUAAGCGAAUCAACAGAAGGUUCGGUACAAAAAUCGCAUGUGCGAACUAGAUUAAAGAAGUUCUUCGCGAAACGGCCCGCCAUUGAGAUGCUCGUCAAGAAAGGGAUAUACAAAGAUGAGCCAGUAUUCGGUCGCAACCUGGACGAGGUGUGCCCAGCGACGAGUCCGCGCGUGCCGGAGUUCGUCGUCGAGUGUGUGAGGGAGAUAGAGAGCAGCGAGGAGAACAUGUGCACCGAUGGAUUGUACAGAGCAUCGGGGAACUUGAGCCAGGUGCAGAAGAUACGGUUAGAGAUCGACCAGAACAAUCUGUCAGUGAUAAAGAAUAACAACGAUAUCCAUGUACUGACGGGCUCGCUGAAGCUGUUCUUCAGAGAGCUGAAGGAGCCGCUCAUACCUUACGCGAUAUUUGACCGCGUGCUCGCCGCUUGUUCAAUAAAGCCAAGAGAUGCGAAGAUCAAGGAGUUCCGGGACAUCGUGCAAGCUCUCCCGCUCUGCAACAGAGAUACACUCAAGUUCUUAUUAGAGCAUUUAUUAAGGGUAACAAAAUACAGCGAACGCAACCGAAUGCAUACAGCCAAUUUAGCCAUCGUGUUUGGUCCCACACUACUGUGGGCGCCGCCGGAACUAGCGCACAACAUCGCAGUAGACUGCAUACAACAGAACAACGUCGUCGACAUCCUCCUGAACGACUUCCACGACAUAUUCGACGACAAAAACAAAAAGAAAGCGUGACUAUGGAAUCGCGCGUUCCGGUAAAUGUAUGUUAUCUAUAGCAUUUUAAAACGCGUUCCAAAUACAAAUUUUGCACGGAGUGACUCAAACGCGUUCCAAAUUCAAAUUGACUAGUGGCGUUCCAGAGCGCGCUGUUUGACAUUUUUAGCAUUAAAUGCUAUUUACGCGGGAAAAUAAAUAGUAUCACAUUAGAUUUAUUGUGUUUAAAUCGCAUUGUGACUUGAUAACUUAUUGAAGCCAGUGGCGUAUGAUUUGUACACAUAAUGCUUUAGGAAAUGAAUAUUUAAAAAUAGUUAUUAAAACACCUAGAUCGUAGGUUAGCAUAUAUCUAGCCUAACCUUAGACCUAAGGUUGUGUUCCUAAAUCUACGUCGCUGGGUCCACACAGGUUCUGUGCGAAAAGAGAUUGUACUCUCUGCGUAUGUUUAAGUGAUGUCCAAAAAUGCAAAUACAUAAAAGUUGUUUUAGUUUGUACUUUAUAUUACUCUACAUUUUUAUUGCACUUUUCUUUUCGAGAAAUUGUUGAAAAUAUUUUUAUAUAUUUUGCAAAUUACGCCAUGAAAACAGCCUUUACAAGUCGUUAGUUAAAAAAACCACUGUAUUCAAUAUUGUAACAUAUUUAUUGUUCUCAUUUUCAAAAAGAAACAUAAUUUAUCGGUAAAGACAGAAAUUACUGAUCUCUAUAUUUACUUUUAUUUAUAACACAAUAAAAUUUAGACUGUAUAUUGUCAUUUUCUUUCAAAAUAUAAUAAGAACUACGAAGAUAUAAAUUACAAAUAUAUUAUGUUAAUGGCAUAAACAUUGUCAUACUACAUGAAUGGGAAUGUCCUGUAUGUAUGUGUCUUUGUGUUGUGAUCGUGAAGCGAUAUACGUGAAGACUGCAUGAGGCUCUACAAAUAGUAUAUUUGAACAAAACUUGUCAACUGUCAAACUUGUAAUCGAUUCUUUAAAUGUCAUCGGAUAAGAAUCGUAAUCGAUUUAAACAAAUAUAUUAACAUUUGAUUUGAUCAACGUAGAGUCGAAAUUAAUUUCAAAAAUGAUUUUAAAUCGAUAUGAAAACCAAACAUAAGACAAUAAGAGACAAAUUUUGUUCAAAAUAAAUAAAGAGAAUGUUAUAAAGCAUAUAUAUUUAUAGUACAUAGAAGUGUAAAGAGAUGUUAGAGUAUGUAAUAUUUUAACAGCAUUAUUUUUGGGGCCAAAUAUGUAUAUAAUGUGUCCUACAUUUGUAGAUUUAGGCUUCAAGCCAAGUGUAUACUUUGUGCCUUACGAUGGUUAGUUUUCAUACAAAUAAUUGAAAUAAAACCUAUUUUUGUAUUAAAUUCAAUGUGUCAAAAAUUCUUGUUAGAGAAAUUAUUAUGCCAAUUUUGAAAAAAAACAUUGAUUUCUAAGUGUUUUCAAAUAGUUCACAUCGUUUCAAAACAGUUAAAUAAAUAUUAUGGUUGGGAAUUAAAUAAAUUUCCUUAUUCACCGCAUAAAUAUAGACCUAAAUUCAGAUUAAAACUAUUUAAGUGAAUUUAUUCGUAAAGACAAAUUAUUUUGUAUGAAAACUAACAAUCUAUUCGAAUUUGUAAAUAUUCAUCAUAGAUGAUAAUUUAUUUGUAUAAUGUGAUACGGUCGGAGUUGUUAUACCUAGUUUAUUGUUGUAAUACUUAUAAUUUAAAGCUUGCAUCGCCGUCUAGUCCUUAACUCUACGGACUUCAAAAUUAAUAGCUCCCCCACGCGUAAACAUCUCGUAGGCAUGUGCCUCUGCCCACCCUAUAAGAUAAAGCGUGAAUUUCCAAUAAAAUACUCAACGAAACACGAGUAAGCUAGUAACCAAAGUUUUUUAUUUCGGCUGAGGUAGAUUUUAUGUCAUAUAUCGUUGUGUUAUAAUAGUUAUGCAAAUAAUGCUUGGACAUAGUGAAGAUACAAAAUUAAAUAUGAGAACAUU
Messenger RNA from Manduca sexta (tobacco hornworm), 5384 nucleotides. RefSeq lists its product as uncharacterized. The transcript is spliced from 13 exons. The record is from RefSeq and is a predicted model, not a curated record. Bases 606 to 3455 code for a protein of 949 amino acids. NCBI's taxonomy places the organism in Eukaryota, Metazoa, Arthropoda, Insecta, Lepidoptera, Sphingidae. Gene Ontology annotation, biological process: signal transduction; regulation of GTPase activity. Gene Ontology annotation, cellular component: cytoplasm.